GGGUGAGACGUGGGAGCUAAGCCGCUGCUGUGGCCUAAGGCGGAGGUGAGGAGCUGUCCGUCCCAGGUCCUAGGCAAAGAAGGUGGGACUCCUGGGGCUGAGAGAGUGGCUUUCGUUCCAAACGUGACCUCUGAUCUGCCUCGUGGCUAGCCCCAUCUCUGACCCCGGACCUCUCGGACUGACCCCUGACCCCUGCCCCCGUCCCCGCCCCGGGGCACUGCUGGGUACCCCGCUGCCCCAAUCGGAACCCGAGCCGGGGCUGGAACCAUGUUCCCCGUGAAGGUGAAAGUGGAGAAAUCAGAGCUGGAGAUGUCCAAAGCCAGGAACCACUUGGAUGCUGUCUUGCAGUGUUUGCUGGAGAAAAGCGAUGUGGACCGGGAACAGCUGGACGAGGAGGCUGGGAAGACACCCUCCGAUGCUCACAGCAAGGACUGCUCCAUCACAUCAGCUGGCAAACGGCCAUCGGCCAGGUUCCCCCAUCACAGGAGGAAGAAGAGGAAGGAGAUGGAGGACGGACUGGCAGAGGGGGGACAGCAGAGACCCAACACUUACACCAUCAAGCUAUUUGACCGAAGUGUGGACCUGGCCCAGUUCAGUGAGAACACACCACUUUACCCCAUCUGCCGGGCAUGGAUGAGGAACUGCCCUUCUGUCCGGGAGCCAGAGCGUUCUCCCAGCCCCCCACCACCUCCCCGACCAGAGGAUGAGGAGGGGACCGAGGUCACCAACGGGAAGAGCCGAGAUGUAUACAAGCUGCCACCCCCCACAGCCCCCUGCCCUCCUGGUGAAGCCCCCAGCCCCAGAAUCCCCUCCCCACUUCAGCCAGAGGGCCAGGAGGCCUCUGAGGACGCACCCCCUGAGACAGUCCCAACCAUGUCCUCCCUCAUCUACCGCAAUAUGGAGCGUUGGAAACGCAUCAGGCAGAGGUGGAAGGAGGCUUCCCAUCGGAACCAGCUGCGUUACUCCGAGAGCAUGAAAAUUCUGCGUGAGAUGUAUGAGCGCCAGUGACCUCCCCCCAAUAAAAAUAUCGUCCACCCC
Trichosurus vulpecula (common brushtail) is the source of this 1038-nucleotide messenger RNA. RefSeq names its product lin-37 DREAM MuvB core complex component (gene LIN37). NCBI's taxonomy places the organism in Eukaryota, Metazoa, Chordata, Mammalia, Diprotodontia, Phalangeridae. Bases 268 to 1008 code for a protein of 246 amino acids. Gene Ontology annotation, cellular component: Myb complex; transcription repressor complex. The record is from RefSeq and is a predicted model, not a curated record. Gene Ontology annotation, biological process: negative regulation of transcription by RNA polymerase II. The transcript is spliced from 9 exons.